Molecule: messenger RNA, 3922 nt
Organism: Lytechinus pictus (painted urchin)
Lineage: Eukaryota; Metazoa; Echinodermata; Echinoidea; Temnopleuroida; Toxopneustidae
Product: actin-related protein 6-like
Exons: 9
Coding region: 57-1244 (395 amino acids)
Cellular component (GO): Swr1 complex
Molecular function (GO): nucleosome binding
Source: RefSeq, a predicted model, not a curated record
ACGCACCACCACCAUAUUUUCAGCGUUCUGUAAAUUGCUCAUCCAUCGCAUUCAACAUGGCGGCCCCCACAGUUAUUCUGGAUAAUGGCGCUCACCACGUAAAGAUUGGAUUAGCAUCCGAUAAAGAACCAAGACACAUUCCAAACUGCAUCACCAAGUCAAAGAGCGAAAGGAGAAAGCAGUUUAUAGGCAACCAGAUUGAAGAAUGCAGGGAUCUCUCGGCCCUUUACUACAUGCUACCAUUUCAAAAGGGUUACCUUGUAAAUUGGGACGUUCAGAGACAGGUAUGGGACUACAUGUUUGGCAAAGAACUCCUCGGUCUAGAUUGCCCCGAAACGACGGCCGUCGUCACAGAACCGUACUUCAACUUCUCAUCCAUUCAGGAGGCUAUGAAUGAAAUAUUCUUUGAGGAGUACCAGUUCAAGGCCUUGCUUAGAAUAAAUGCUGGGACUCUGAGUGCGCACAAGAGAAAGUCUGAGAACACUGAACAUCGUUGUUGCCUCAUCGUAGACAGCGGUUACUCCUUCACCCACAUUGCACCGUACUAUAACAGCCAGAAAGUUGCUGAAGCAAUAUACAGAAUCAAUGUUGGAGGCAAGCUAUUAACGAAUCACUUGAAAGAGAUCAUCUCGUACCGUCAGCUUCAUGUCAUGGACGAGACGUACGUGAUGAACCAAGUGAAGGAAGAUGUAUGCUACGUGUCGUCGCAAUUCUACCAGGACAUGGAAGUUGCAAAAUUGAAAGGAGCAGAAAAUACGGUUUGCCGGGAUUAUGUCCUUCCUGAUUUUCACUCCGUCAAAAGGGGCUUUGUCAAAGAGGAAGCGUUUGGAAAGCAGAACCCCAAUGAGCAGACUGUACGCAUGAACAAUGAGCGUUUCGCUGUACCUGAAAUACUCUUCCAUCCAUCAGACAUCAGUAUACAAGAAAAGGGAAUCAGCGAAUCAAUUGUCCAUUCCAUCAAUGCUACACCAAAAGAAAUGCAUCCUCAUCUUUACCGGAACAUCGUCUUGACCGGAGGAAACUGCUCCUUUCCAGGAUUCAAAGAGAGGGUUGAGAAGGAUGUGAGAUCUCUCGCACCUGUUGAGUAUGGUGUCCAGGUCACGCUCCCACAAAACCCUGUGACGUAUGCUUGGGAAGGUGGCAAGACGAUGACCGAGUCCAAAGAAUUCUCCAAACUGACCGUCACCAGGAAACAGUACGAUGAAGAAGGACAAAACAUAUGCUUUGACAAAUUUGAUGUAUGAUGCCAGUUUGCUACAGUAGUUGCAAAAGGACUCAGAUGCCAACAUACUGUUUCUUUGUGUUGGUGAUAAAACGCCAUAUUAAAAGGAAAACAUGUUCGCGCACCCCAACGGUGCAGAAACGCCCUUACACCAAGCCCUUAUGCAUACUCCUAAGGGCAUUUUUGCGCAAAUGUGAUGCGCGAAAGUGUGGUGUUUAGGGCGUUUCUGCAUCGACAUGACAAUUUAUUUCCACUGUGUCCAUUCACUGAUAUAGUGUAAUAAUAAUAAUAAUAGUUGGAUUUAUAAAGCGCUUUUUGCCAGAGGAUACAAAGCGCUGCUAUUAUUACCCCGGCUUUAGCUCGAGCUACCAUCACCGGCGCUCAGUACAUGCAAGGAAUUACUCCUGCCGGGUACCCAUUCACCUCACCUGGGUCGAGUGCAGCACAGUGUGGAUAAAUAUCUUGCUGAAGGAAAAUACGCCAUGGCUACGAUUCGAACACACGACCCUCUGUUUCAAAGGCGAGAGUCAGAACCACUAGACCACGACGCACCCACGUGUAAGAGCAAAAAGUUUACUACUGAUUUGGACGUUUACUACAGCUUUGGACGGUCAGCACGUCAGCAACUAAAAUUCAAAUUUGUUCAAAAUAUAUUCUAGAUAUGGCGUGCAUUCAUACAUUUAUCAUUCUCUUGAAGAUUCAGUGUGAUUCUGUUUGCUAACUAAGGAGAUUGAGAUAAUUUCCUGUUGAAAAAAUUCUGAUAUGGAUUAUGGAUUAUGAUACAUGUAGUUGAGAUUGAUUGGAUCAAUCGUAACUCUUUGUAAGAUGCCAGUCAUUCAUAAAGUGGCUUGUAACUUAUUGUACGAACAGCUUUAUGAAACCAGAGAUGCCAACCUAAAGGGAUGGUUGUCAGGAAUAUUUACCAUAUUUGUCAGGAACAAAUGGGAGUUUCUCAGGAACAUCCCGCGAAGUAGCAUCGUUUAUACGCUCAACCACCCAAUCGCCAUUGACAUUGUGCAUGCAUGAACCGCGGCUUGCACUCCGCACUUCGCUGUGUAUUCAGCAGCAGCGCGCGGAGGCGCUUGCAAUAGAAAUCUCAGUAGAGAAACUCCCGUUGGUUUACCGUUGGCCACACACACGCUGCAUGCACGAUACAUGUAUACACAAUACACGCAUAUACAUGCACAAUACACGCAUAUAUACACAUGCACAGCAAAGCAAUACACAUGUAUUGUAGUUGUUUUUUCCGUAACCUUUUUAUUGUUGCCGUAACACCGUAAUUGGAGGAAUAAAAUCGGAACAAAUACGGCGAAUCCGUAACGGUUGGCAUCUCUGUGAAACACCCCCCGGGUUUCUCUAUGUACAGGUAUCAGGAUCACGUAGGUUGUGGAUGGAGGAAUUCUUUAAAAGUUUUCACCAGAUCAAAAAGCCAAUUGUAUAAACUUUGCAAUCAAACACAACUCAAUGUUUUGUGGGGGGGGGGGGUUCUUUAAAAAAAUACUUAACAGCUGUCUUAUGGUUCUAUGAAUAAUCAAAUUAUGUAUGAUUGCAAAGUUAAUCAUUUAGGCAUUUCUGUAUUUAUAUACAUUCAGAUUUCUCAUUCUUUGAACAAGCGUACGUGUACUUCCACUUUUAAAGCAGUUCACUCACAAAUACCAAGCUCUUGCAUGAGAUGAUAACAAUACAAUAUAGCCAGAUCCUUUGGUAUGAUAUUAAAGAUAAAUACAAGUUGUGGUAAUGAUCUUAAAAUGAGUUCGAACAGAAUCCAAUAAAGUUACCACCCAAGUGUUUGUAUGUAUGAAUAAAAAAAUAUGUGCCAAUUGGCUGUGGGAAAAACUGUAAUUGCUGAGAAAUAAGCAAAAUAAGCACAAAAUUCCAUCAAAUGUUGGGUAUUGUUCAAGCAAUAUUAGUACACUGUCCCACAUGUGCCUUUUUGUGUUAGUAAUCAUCUGAGCUAUUGUUUUUCAGCUAAAAUUUCAUUUCACAAAGACAAGUUUAUUUGAAUGUACCAGAUCUAGAUCUAUGUUAAUAUUGCGGCAAUUAACCUUGAUUUUAAAGACUUUCUCAUGAAAUAAUUGUUUGCUGCAACUACUUCCUUUUAUCUCUAAAUGUGAUUUGCCCUUUUUCCUCCUUUCCAAAUGCCUUUUUAUAUUGUGGUGAUAUUUGUCCACAAUUCUCUCCUUUUUUUCCCCUCAAAAAUUGGGGCUCCCGGCAAAACAUUGCUCUGUAUAACAUUGCUCUGUUUGGAGAUAUGCAUAGAGUACCGAAGUGAUGACAUCACAAUAAACUUUUUUUUUGUAUUUCCGUGUUUUUGAUACCAUAUUUUGAUAGAGCAUGAACAACCCCCCCCCCACACCCAAAUUUGGAAGUAAUCUGUUAAUGUGGGCCUUAGAAAUGACCUCGUGAAUACAUAAUUAGUCCCAUUAAAGUCAAUGUAUUAAUGGCUUGGUUCCUGACUCUUAGAACCAGGCCAAUAAUACAUUGACUUCAAUGGGGCUAAUUAUGUAUUCAUGAGGUCAUUUCUUGGGGACCCAUGGACCGAUUCCCACUAAAUUUGGGUUGUGGGGGUUUUGCAUCAUGGUCUAUCAAAAAUGCUGACAUGCAAAUAUGGAAAAUUGAUGACGUCACACUUCGGUACUCUGUAUAGCUGUAUUCUAUGUAAAUACAAUUUGUAAUAAAUACAAAAACUGACAAAUACUC